Naegleria lovaniensis is the source of this 3231-nucleotide messenger RNA. RefSeq lists its product as uncharacterized. The transcript has a single exon. Bases 1 to 3231 code for a protein of 1076 amino acids. Gene Ontology annotation, biological process: IRE1-mediated unfolded protein response; mRNA processing; protein phosphorylation. The record is from RefSeq and is a predicted model, not a curated record. Gene Ontology annotation, cellular component: IRE1-TRAF2-ASK1 complex. NCBI's taxonomy places the organism in Eukaryota, Heterolobosea, Eutetramitea, Acrasida, Naegleriidae. Gene Ontology annotation, molecular function: ATP binding; RNA endonuclease activity; protein serine/threonine kinase activity.
AUGACUAUACAUAAUAACUCUUUGAAAUAUCAUCCAGCGACAAACUCGUCAAGUUCUUUCAACACAUCAACAAAACACCUGCAGAGGCUUUCUGGAGAGAUACCUCCUCGGUUAGGUUGGAACACUAGAGUGAUUAUACUUGUAGUCGUUCUUUCAAUUUUGACUUUCCUUUGUACAUAUGUGCCGACAGAAGUGUCAUCCGACUCUACUUUCAUGUUUGUGAAAGGAGAAAAAACGAGCAAACAAUUAGCAACCAACUUGACAACGCGAUUAACGACUCCAAAAGUUAAAAAACCAACAAAGAGAAAGCCUACGAAUAAUUUAUCACUUGUUUACAAGAAUGACUACUUGUCACAACAUCGAUUUACCUAUCUCGUCACAACAUUGAAUGGCCAUGUUCAUGCAAUUGAUCAAUUCAACCUCCAAACUCUUUGGGUUUCAGAUAAAGUUGGAGGGCCAUUGAUACGUACUUCGAAACAGUAUAGCGAGAUCCAAGUCAUACCAUCAAUCAAUGGAAACCUCUAUUUAUACAAACAAGGAGAAGGUAUUCAAAGACUUCCAAUGUCGGUGAACGAGCUUGUAAACAAAAGCCCAUUUUAUGGAAAUGAUGGAACUCUCUACGUCAGUUCAAAAACGAGUGACGUUUAUCUUAUUAAUAUCCAUACAGGAGAAAUUGUUGAGGACUCAAAAGCUCAAUAUCUUGAUAUUAUCACACUUGUCAGAGUGAACUACAAUGUCAUGUCAUUGGAUGCACAUGACAAUUCACUAAUUAAGUGGAAUUUUACUUACUCUGAAAUUUAUCCAUUAUAUCAAGAAAGGGUGGACGACAAAAUGGGAGCUCUUUCGACAGUUGACAAUCAUUUAUAUUUAUUCAAAAGAAAAUCGAGUAGAAAUAUUGCUAAUAGCAUUGGUCAGGCUGUUUCUCUUGCCUUUGAAUCUCAACCAAUGUUUGUUUAUCGACAACUAAACGUUGCUCACAGAAUUUCUUCAAGUCCUCAAUCUGACAAGUAUAGAGAUGAGUUUGUGUUCAGUAAGAUUAUCAUGCCAAUACAGGAGCUAUCGAUAUCUAUCCUCACUCAACAGAAUGAACAAACCAUCCAUAUCAAACACAACAAGCUGAUAGAUUCGUUCUAUGCAUUAGAACUUCCAAAGAAUUUACCGCUGGUGAUUGUAUCUGACAAGAAAAGCCUAUCUUUACAAAGUAAUGACGACGUUUUAACAUUACCUUCGAUAGAUGUUCAAGAACCACCAAGAACAACCACUCUUAACACCAGGCUUGGAAACAACGAACAUCAACUGUUAAUCGAUAAUAAGGUUUGGAAUACCAACGAUAUCAUUAACGACAAACAGAACAAUAAUUCUCAUGAUCAUGCAGUUGAGAAUUAUACUCUUAUUGUUGAAAAUCAAGAUGACCUUCAUCCAAACAUUGUUCAAAAAGACGAUCAAUAUUAUUAUAUUUUGAGUGACGAUGAUGAAGGUGGUGCUCAAUUCGAUCAGAAUUGGCAUGAAAAGUUUACUGUUGCUUUUAUAAGCGCUAGCUUGAUUGCAGUUCUCUCUUUAACGACCAUUGCCAUUGUCAUUUUCAUAAAACAACGCGAAGAGCGAAGAAAAAAGAGAAAGGAACGAGCUUCGGAAGAGGCAAAAGAGGCUUCUGAAAAAGACUUAAACCCUUCUGAUACUAACGGAAAUGCAACAGGAACACCUGGCUCUUCUCCUUCCUCAGGAUCAACUCCAGUAUCUAGUAACACCAAUGGCUCUGAAUAUACAAUUGGAAACAUUACUCUUUUCUAUAAUGAAAUUCUUGGAUAUGGUAGCAAUGGUACAAUAGUAUAUAAUGGUGUAUUGAAAUAUAAGAUUAACGACUCAUACAUUGUCAGAAAGGUGGCCGUAAAGAGAAUGUUGAAAGAUUUUGUUAAAUUUGCUCAAAAAGAAAUUUCUCUUCUCAUCGAGAGCGACAGUCACACUAACAUUUUGAGAUAUUAUGCACAGGAAGAGGAUGAACAAUUUAUAUACUUGGCUUUAGAGCUUUGCAAUGGGGGAACUCUGGAACAAUACUUACAACAACAUCCUGACCUGAGUUAUCCUGAAAGACAAAGAAUACUUAAACAACUUGUAAUGGCCAUAGAUCACAUUCAUCAGCUAGGAAUUGUUCACAGAGAUUUGAAACCUGCUAACAUUUUAUUAGAUGAAGAAGGAAAUAUUAAACUGAGUGAUAUGGGUCUUGGAAAGCGAUUGGAACAAUAUCAAAGCUCAUUCUAUGAGUUGUCUAGCAUCAUUAAUACACGACAUGGAAAUAGUGGAAGUAGUAGUAGCGAAGGAACUGGAGAUGACCACGGUACGGGAAGCAAAAACAAGAAUGCAGCCAUUGUUGGAACGAUUGGUUGGCAAGCACCUGAAAUUUUAUUUCACAUUGAGCAAACUCUCCAACAAAUGGAAAAUGCUUUGGAACAUCCAACUACUCAAACUGGUACUGAAGUUCCACCCUCAAGUACUAUUAGCGGAUCAACAAAUGCUUCAACUCUCCAAAACAGAAUGACUAAGGCUGUCGAUAUUUUCGCUUUGGGUUGUAUCAUUUUCUUUGUGUUAACAGGAAAGCAUCCAUUUGGAAGAAGAUCGGAACGAGAAUGGAACAUUUUAAAUAACAAACCUGUGGCGUUGUUAGAAGAAGCGAACAAUCAAUCGAGACAGAACCAAAAGAAGAGGAAAAAACAUUUCUAUAGAAUUGAUGCUUCUGUACUCAAACUAAUUUGCGAGGAAUUGAUCGUGCCUGAUCCAACAAAACGUAUUAGCGCAGCACAGCUUCUCAAGCAGUGUCUAUUUUGGGAUUAUGGCCUCAAGUUAAACUUUUUAAGCGAUGUCAGCGAUCAACUUGGAAAAGAGCCAGAAAAUAUUGUCUACAAAAUGCUUCAAGAGAAUGCAGAGAAAAUUUUCAAUGGAAAUCCUACUUGGGACACACAAAUUGACGAUGUUGUCUAUCAACAAAUCAAAGCUGUCAGAAAAUAUGACUAUACUAGAGUUUGGGAUGUGUUGAGAUGCAUUCGAAAUUUGAAAUCACACUAUCGCGAAUAUCAAUUACAGGAAACAAAACUUUUGAGAUGUGGGUGUGAAAAGCUUCCAGAUGCCAUUUUCGUUUAUUUUGAUUUAGAGUUUCCUCAUCUCUUUCCUGUUGUGUACGAACUUGUCAAGGAGAACUGGUCUGAUAGAGCACAAUUCAAAAAGUAUUUCUACUAA